Molecule: messenger RNA, 8834 nt
Organism: Girardinichthys multiradiatus
Lineage: Eukaryota; Metazoa; Chordata; Actinopteri; Cyprinodontiformes; Goodeidae
Gene: pard3ab
Product: par-3 family cell polarity regulator alpha, b
Exons: 25
Coding region: 418-4602 (1394 amino acids)
Biological process (GO): establishment of cell polarity; microtubule cytoskeleton organization; cell adhesion
Cellular component (GO): cell cortex; adherens junction; apical junction complex
Molecular function (GO): phosphatidylinositol binding; protein binding
Source: RefSeq, a predicted model, not a curated record
UUAAUCAUAAGCCUUAAGGGUUAAUGAAUGAUUUUCUAAAUAUUAAAGCACGUAUUUAAAAAAACAAAUAUGUUUGGUUGUCUUAAUUCCAACACUCCUGGUAACCCUUGAACGCAGCGCCGAGCAUUAGCUCAGCUCGGAGAGAGGCUUUGGGAUCUAGAGAGGGAGGGAAGGAAGAAGAGAGGGAGAGAGAGAGACAGAAGCUAAACAGGUGGUCAGAAAAUACAGCAAACAAUGUCGUCCGGCGGGGAGAAGAGGCUCGACGGUUAGUCCUCAUUUUUCCAGGCAGGAAUACCGGGAUAACCUCGGGCAACAACAACAAAACCCCCCUCCAUGCUCCUGUGUGCUUCCCAUUCGGAUUUGUCCUCCUCGUCUCGGCUUUGCUCCGAACCUGGGGAAGUCCUAGGAUACUGAACCAUGAAAGUGACGGUGUGCUUCGGGAAGACCCGGGUGGUGGUUCCGUGCGGGGACGGGAACAUUAAGGUCCACGCACUCAUCCAGCAGGCUGUCAUGAGGUACAAGAAGGCUAUCGCCAAGGAUGCAAACUACUGGCUACAGGUCCACCGACUGGAGCAUGGCGACGGUGGGAUCCUAGACUUAGAUGAUGUCCUUUGCGAUGUGGCUGACGACAAAGACAGACUAAUAGCCAUCUAUGACGAGCAGGAGCCCCAUCAUGGAGGCGACGGCACCAGCGCCAGCUCCACAGGGACACAAAGCCCUGACUUGUUCGCCACAGACCUCGGUGCCGGCAGUGUCACCUCAGCCUUCCAACCCUAUCAGAACGCAAGCGAGAUCGAAGUUACACCUUCGGCCCUGCGCACCAAUAUGCCUCUCCACGUCCGGCGCAGCAGCGACCCUGCCCUGAUCACCAUCAACGGGCCGUUCAGUGCCUUGGAGUCACGGGUCCAAACUGAAGAUGCUCCAUCCAGAAAGAACCCAACUCGCUGGUCCACCACUGCUGGCUUGCUGAAAGCUCGCCAUUCCUCUGGAACCAACAGUCUGGAGAGGAAGAGCAAAGGUUUGGACACGUAUCGCAGCCUGCCGCGGGACGCAGGGACCUGGUCCAAUCAGCGUGAGUUUCAGAGAGACACGGCCAGGUCAUCGCUCAGUGCCAAUCACCCCAUGGUGGACCGUUGGCUGGAAAAACAAGAACAGGAGGACGAAACCAGAGAGAAUGAAAACGGGCGAAUCGAGCCGCUUGGCCGAGCCGACUCCUGCACGGAGCACACUUCGGUCAGGUCUCUAGAAGACAUUGUCAAACUGGUGGAGGUGUCAAACGACGGCGGGCCCCUGGGGAUCCACGUGGUGCCUUUCAGUGGCAGGGACCGCAGGACUCUUGGCUUGUUGGUCAAGCGUCUGGAGAGGGGAGGGAAGGCUGAACACCAGGGCCUUUUCCAGGAGAAUGACUGCAUCAUCCGUAUCAAUAACGGACACCUGCAAAACAUCCGAUUCGAACAAGCACAGAAUAUGUUCCGCCAGGCCAUGUGUUCUCCUGUGAUCAUGUUCCAUGUGGUACCGUCAUCUAUGAAGGCCCACUACGAGCAGCUCUUGCACACCGAGAGGAACCCUUUGUACACCUCAGGACGCUUCAGCCCAGACUCCCUGUCCGGAGUCGACCACAACCCACAGAGGAUAACCCGCCACGGUUCCCAAACGCACCCUACCCAUUCCCAUCCUCAGGCCCACCCAGACCCAAACAAUGGCUUUCCACAUCUGAACCACCGCACAGUUUCAGCAGCCAAACCUCCCAUAGGCCACACCCACUCACCUCAGAGGGCGCUAAACUCCACCCCGACAGCAGGAUAUAUGAAAAAAGUUGGGAGGCGGCUCAACAUUCAGCUUAAGAAAGGCCCCGAAGGACUGGGCUUCAGCAUAACGUCACGUGACGUUCCCAUCGGGGGCUCGGCACCAAUCUACGUCAAGAACAUUCUCCCUCGGGGAGCCGCCAUCCAAGAUGGCCGCCUUAAGGCAGGAGACCGGCUGCUGGAGGUAAAUGGGGUGGACCUGAAUGGGCGAACCCAGGAGGAGGUGGUCUCGUUGCUCAGGAACACACCUAUGGGUGGUGCAGUGGGGCUACUUGUUCUACGCCAGGAGGACGCUUUCCUUACCCGAGAAGUGAGCGCCGAGCCCCAGAAGCAAUCCCACAGAGACUUGAAAACGGAUGAGGAUGAAUUGGUCCUGACUCCUGAUGGGACUAGAGAGUUCCUGACCUUUGAGAUCCCACUCAGUGACUCGGGUUCUGCAGGUUUGGGUGUCAGCGUGAAAGGCAACCGCUCCAAGGAAAAUCAUGCAGAUCUUGGCAUAUUUGUCAAAUCAAUCAUAAAUGGUGGAGCAGCCUUCAAGGAUGGGCGAUUGAGAGUAAACGACCAGCUGAUCGCUGUCAACGGGGAAUCCCUGUUGGGGAAAACCAACCAAGAUGCCAUGGAGACACUGCGGAAGUCCAUGUCAACGGAAGGCAACAAGCGUGGGAUGAUUCAGCUUAUAGUGGCCAGACGAGUGGCCAAGAGAAAUGAGGAGUCUCCUGGGAGCCCGCUGGGAUCUCAGCAACCGGUAAACACCACACUGGAUGACCACGAGCGCAGAAUUUCCCAUUCUCUCUACGGUGGCCUGGAAGGUCUUGAUGACAACUUGAUGCCACGUCAAGGAAUGAUUCCACGCACAAUAGGAAACUAUCAGCUCUCUCCGACCGUCAACAUGCCGCAGGACGACACUGUUAUUAUCGAGGAUGACCGGCCGCCGCUCCUCCCGUCCAACCUCUCCGACCAGUCUUCGUCCAGCUCUCAUGACGAUGUGGGAUUUACAGCUGAUGUGACUCCGCCAUGGGCCAAAGAGCUGCCUGCUCAGAAUGAAAGCUCAUUAAGUCCAGAUGAAAACCACCCGGACCUUGCUUUCCAAAGGGAAGGAUUUGGACGCCAGAGCAUGUCAGAGAAACGCACCAAGCAGUUUGGAGAUGCCGCUCAGCUGGAGAUCAUCAAGACACGCAAGUCCAAGAGCAUGGAUCUAGUAGCCAACGAGAUUAACCUCACACCUCAUCCUGACACCUACACAGGUUCUUCCACAAAGGAUGUUGGACCUUCACUGGGCCUAAAGAAGUCCAGCUCUCUGGAGAGCCUCCAGACUGCGGUUGCAGAGGUUACCCUCAAUGGGGACCUCCCUUUCCACCGGCCCCGCCCUCGCAUCAUCAGGGGCCGGGGCUGCAACGAGAGCUUCCGAGCAGCAAUCGACAAAUCCUACGAUCGACCGGCCGCCUUAGAAGAUGACGACGAGGGCAUGGAGACUUUGGAGGAGGACACAGAGGAGAGUUCCCGAUCUGGGAGAGACUCUGUUUCUACUGUGGCAGACCAGACCUCCCUGUCCACAGGCCCAGAAAAGCCCCUGGUCAAUGGCACCAACCGCACCAAGGAGGAGAAAAAGAAGGACAAAGAUAAAGAGGGGAAGGAGAAGAAGAAGCUGGAAGGAGGAAAGGAGAAGGACAAGGAGAAGGGAAAACCAAAGAAAGGAAUGCUGAAGGGACUUGGAGAGAUGUUCAGGUUUGGGAAGUACCGCAAGGAUGAGCGGCCUGCAGAGAAGAUGGAUCGGAAAGGAUCAAGCAAGUGGAGGCCAGAGGACACACAUGUUUCUGAUGAGGAAACGAUGAAGAUGAGGAUGGAGCAAGAGAGGAUUCAAGCCAAGACGAGGGAGCUGAGAGAACGUCAAGCUCGGGAACGGGACUAUGCAGAGAUCUUGGACAUCAACCGCACGUUGGACAGAUCCACUGAGGAGGAUCACACCUACUCCGGCGUAAACCCUCUGAACAUCUCAGUGGACAGCAGCCAUAGCCGGGCCCACAGCCCCCGUGAUGAACACCCCCAUGUUCAUCACCAGCACUCGGACUCCCUCUACUCGCCGGUCAGCAGGGCCCGAAAUGACCGGCCUCCAUCCACAGACAGUAACCGGCUAACUCCCAGCAACCAUGACCGGAUACAGAGGCUGAGGCAGGAGUUCCAGCAGGCCCAGAACGUUCCCGAGGACCCGGAUGAUCGCAGGCGGACCUACAGCUUCGAGCAGUCCUGGUCAAACACCAGCAGCAACGGUCCGGGCGGCUACAGCCAGCCGGGUCGGCACUCUGUAUCCGUGGAGGUCCAGAUGCAAAGACAGAGACAGGAGGAGAGGGAGUCCUUCGCCCAGGCGCAACGGCAGUACAGCUCCCUGCCUCGACAGCCCAGGAAGAACCCCAGCAGCAUCUCCCACGAUUCCUGGGACAAGGCGUACCCACCAGGAGACGUCUUCCAGACAGCCAAGGACAACCCCAGAUACUCCAGCUACCAGGGCUCCAGGAACGGCUACCCUGGCGGCGGCGGCGGAGGAGGAGGAGUCAACGCCAGAGUCCUGCUGGAGGCCCAGGAGCUGUUGAGGCAGGAGCAGAGGCGCAGGGAGCAGGAAGCCAAAGGAAAAAUGAUGCAGGAGGGCAGCGGGAACAGCAGCUACGACGGGUACAUGCCCCACCUGAAGGAGCCGGGAUCCCCGAAGGGCCCGUACCGACACGAUGUCCCACCAUCGCCUUCGCAGCUAGCUAGGCUGAACAGACUGGGGUCAGAAAAGGGAAGACUUUUUUAUUCCUGAGGAAACUUAGCAGACUGAAUGAUGAGCUUACAGAUCUGGACGUGGACUUCUUAGAGGUCUUAUAGCUUAGCGACAAUCUUAACAGUAUGUGGGUGUUUGAUGACGUUUACCAAUUAUCAGUCACCCUCCUACAACCACAAGACGCCUGGUGCCUUCUCCACCCUCGUCCAGGACUCUAACUCAGAGACCUGGCUCAAUCAGGCGAAGGAGUGGACGCCUCUCGGAACCCACAGUGAGGCGUAAGUUUGUGUGUGACAAGGUACACAUUCAUAUGACUCGUCCCACCUGCAAUCUUUCGGUUAACACCCGGCCCCCUUCAGAGAGCCGGUGCUGUUUCUCUCCUCUAAAGAAGCGAAAACGAGGCAGAGUGUGGAAAAGAAAGCAGACCACAGAGUGUGUGUGUGUUAUUAAUAAAAGCCCUCCUCAUAAAUGAUUCAUGUUGUGUGUUAUCUCCUUGGAGGAGAGUCAGGCAGAAAGGGUAGGCAUCUCUGAUCCUCUGCCUGUCCCCUCUGCACAACACUGGGCUCUACUCGCCCGCCUCCCUGGCUGUCUGUCUUUCUGGCUCCAUCUUCCCCUCUCAUUCUUCCUGUCUCUCUUUAUUGCACUCCUUUCUUCUACUUCAACACCUUCAUAUUCAUCUCACCCUCCCCUCUCGCUCACAUCCACCACCUCCUCUCCCUCCUCCUCCUCCUCCUCCUCCUCCUCCUCUCUGUCUUCAACCGAGUCAGGGCUCUGCACUGAAUUUUUCAUCAGAAGCCACCUGCUGCCUGCCAGAGCCAAAGAACGCCGCCAUUGGAGGCUCCGACAGAGGGCCCGGCUUCUGACAUGACGAGCCGAAUAAAAGCUGGAAAAAAAAGAGACAGAAUAAAGAUCGGCGGGGCGACAAUGUGGCUCCCUGUGUGAAAUUAGCAGCAGCCCUUUACGCUGUUUUUUAACAAAAGGCAAAAUUGUCCUCUGGAGUUAAUUGCUCCAAAUUGCCAUAAUUGCUUUUUGUGGGUUUUUUUUACACUUUUUUAAGCAUUUAGCAGACACUCUUCAUUGUAACGAUUUUAAAUAGAGGCAGCAGGUGGGGGGCUGGGGUGGGGAUCUUGCUUUUAAAAAGCAGCGGUGGAUAAAUGAAGGGAAUGCUGUUGGAUUACAAAGAGCAGGUUGGAAAAAAACGGAGAGGAUUUGUUCAUGGAGAUGGUUUGCUUCUGUAACAGAAACAGUGGAGGUUAAUCCAGUCACAUUUGUGGCUCACACAGCUAUAAAAACCCUAUAUGAACAUUUGAUUUCUCACCUCUUUAAAUCAUACAUUUUUAAUACCACAUUUGUUCGGUUGAAUUUCAUUUGCCACACCCAAGCAGGAAAACUGCCAGAUCUGUGGAAUCUAGAUCUCUCCUCAGUAGAACCUGUCUGACAACAUGAAGUAGACUAAAAGUUCUCAAAAAACAAAACAUCAUCCCCCAAUAUGAAGACAUUCAAGAGCAGAUUAGAACAAAGUCGCCGCUGUGCAUCAGUCUGGAUGCCUCUGAUGCAUCAGGCUUAUAAAAUCAUUUUUAAGGCUUUGGGACUCCAGGCAGCCACAGUGAGAACAUGGGAGAGCGGUGAACCUACCCAGGACAGGCCGGUCUACCAGAGUUACUCAUCCAAGAGGUCCAGAAGAACCCAGAACAACAUCUAAUACCUGUUUUUAGCAUUCGAGCACCACAUGGCUCCACUCAGCUCAAUCUGUCUCUGCUUCCUACGAACGCUGUUGUUUCCAUUGAUUCACUGACAGCCGGAGUCAUGGCAUGAAGCCCCACCUCCAGCCGUCAGUGUCGUGCACUCUGCAUUUAUUAACUGUUACUGUCUUAUGGUUCAGUGUGAGCCUACCAAACAUGAGAUACGUUUCAACUACAAAGUAAACACAUCAUGUUCUCCAACAGGGAUUUCAAGCCACCGCUUCGGCUUUCAGUUUAACCUGCUGCAGCCAUUGUGGUGGUGAAUAUUCUUCCUGAUGAGGAGCAGGUACCAAGAAAGCCAGAACCGGGCCAAAAAAUCCAGAAAUGGAAAUGGUCGCAAAACUGGCUGAGUGGAGUGAAGCCAGCCAAAGUAGAGCCCUUGGAAAAGGACCAUAAAGGUCUGCAGGCCUAAUUGCCUCCAUUAAGGUCAGAGAUCAUGAUUCAAAAAGGAACAUCUCUCCAAAACGUUUAGGUAAAUAUUCUGUGGACUGACUUGACGAAAGUGGAACUUUUUGAAAGGUGUGCAUCCUGUUACAUCUGUAAAAAAAUAUAUAUAUAUAAAAAUAACUGCAUUUCAGAAACCUAACUUUCAUACCACAAUCAAACACGGUGGUGGUAGUAUGAUGAUCUGUUUCUGUUUUGCUACUUCAGGUCCUGGAUGACUUGCUCUAAUUUAAGUUCUGCUCUCUAACAGAAAACACUGAAGGAGAAUCUCUGGCCAUGUUCCCUGAUUUAAAGCUCAAGCACACUCAGAAUAAGAUGAAGGUUUUGAAGUGGCCUAGUCAAAGACUGGAAUAUUUCUAUUAAUAAAAUGCUUCAAUAAGUCAUUUUGUUAUUGGUUGUAUAGAGUGCCAGGUUUGAUAAUGUAAAAUAUUUAACUUGGGUGAAUCAUUUCAGAUUUUCCCAUCUUUAUUGUGACAUUUUUCCAGUUCAGUUUACCUAAAACAAACUAUUUGUGGUAAAUAACCUGGUUGCAUAAAUGUGUACACCCGUGACUACCUUGUUAAAGAACUUUUAGAUACAGUUUCAGUCCAAAUUAUAUUUAAUCUGAUUAAGCAUAAAGUUCAGCUUUCCUUAUAGGAUUUUUCCGACAUCUGCUGAUUGGCAUCCUUUAGCUAAAAGCCACAGUUUGCAGAGGAAUUAUGGAGGAUCAGAAGAAUCUCAUUGCACAAAGGUAUCUGUCUGGCCACGUUUCCCCUAAAGUAUGUUUGGCACACAAAAAAACAGAUCUCCAAAGGAACACAAUGUCUAGAGUGAAGAAUGGGGGCGGUAGCAUCAUGAUGUGGGUUUUGCUUUUCUUUAGAUGUAACCAAGGUUUUUGUCAAGGUGGAUGAAAUGGAGCCAGUUUUGGCCCAAAACUUUCAGAAGCGUGUUAGAAAACUUGAGAUGAAGACGGAUUUUAUUUUUCAGCAUCACUGCAAAUCCAGUCGUGCAUCCACCUGCAACCAUGUUGAUGCAACUUUCACGGAUUUGAUUUGAGGUAAAUUAUAGGAAUAAUGUCACAUUGAAGGUGGCGAAAACCUGGAGUUUUAACAGGGGUGUUCAGACUGUUGAGAGCAUCGGUCUAAUAACUGGACGAAGUCGGUUUGAGAAGAUAAGUUGCCUUCUGGAGCACAUUUAGAUGAUUUAAUGUCUCUGGUGUUUAAAACGUUACUGGAAUUGGCCUGAGGCUGGAUGGUUUGGUCUUUUCUAAUGCUGUGAGGACCACAAGUGACAUUGCAUUGAUCUCCUUUGUGUUGGCAUCAGAAAAAACCUGAAUAAAUGUAAUUACAAGCAUGGUUUGUAACGUCUGGCGGUGGUAAUUUUGUUAUUAAUGUUCCAGUCAGCCUGGAUGGUGCUGAUUGGCAGGUUUUCUGCUUCAGGACAAAAGGAAUAAAGUGGUAUCAGAAGAACCUGAGUGUUGAUGGCGAACCCGGUAAAACUGACCAUAACUAGCUGAUAAACUCCUAACUGCUGAAGUUGGUGACGUCCAGUCCUCCGACAUCUCUGAUUCCUCUACAAACAAACAGGUGCAGAACAACCAACUAACAGAGUUGAGAUGCACAAGAUGUCUCCUGAGAAGAGAAGUGGGUGAAAAUAUCGCUGGACAGAAAUGAGUCUUUAUUUCCACCUGAGGAGAGUUUUUCAGCAUGCAGAGACCUAUGAUUUUUGCUUUUAAUCCCACAUUCAAACUAAGACGAUGGAAACUGUGACCGUAAGAAACAGUAUUUAACCUGGCCUCUGAUGUCUAAAAGUGCCUGAGUAAACAUAUCUGAACAUUUUACACAAAGAGGGACACGAUGUGAUUCAUUUCAUAAAACUAGUUCUGGGUCGAAGAGGUCCGCACCACCAGUGUGUUUGUAUCCUGUUUUUCUUCAACCAUACUGUUUAUUUGUGUUAAACAAGCAAAACCGAAAUGGAAAUUAAUAAGCUGAUGUGCAAUUGUUUUGUUUCCAGAAAAGCUUUACAUGAUAUUUGGAGAAAAGUAAAUGACCCCCUUUUCUGUACGUAUCAAGCUGACAAUAAAGCAGAAAGCUGUUCCUGUUUGCA